Pocillopora verrucosa is the source of this 5875-nucleotide messenger RNA. The record is from RefSeq and is a predicted model, not a curated record. Lineage: Eukaryota; Metazoa; Cnidaria; Anthozoa; Scleractinia; Pocilloporidae.
GAAGUACCAAAGACAACUCCUGUCAAAGUCAGAGGAUGUGGUUGAAAUUCCACCCUCAUUGGAAAAGAAAAAGUCUGGCUACUGUAGUUUUAUGGCAAGAGAUGGUCCUAGGGCACUUGGUUCAAAGGAAAUCCCUCAGGGAGCUGAAAACUGUUUGGAUGGACUGACAUUUAUUAUCACGGGAAUCUUGGAAAGUAUUGAGAGAAAGGAGGCAGCUGAUUUGAUUCAAAGAUUUGAUGGAAAAGUUACCCAAGCAGUGAGCAAGAAAACAAGUUAUGAUGUGGCUAAGCAAUGUGGAACAUCACAAAUGGAUGAAGAUGGUUUGUUUGAGCUUGUGAGAACAAAACCAGGCAAUGACACCAGCUAUGAACCACUAAGUGUGGAGAAGAAGACAAAGAAGAAGGAGAAAGCUGAUCCAGUGGAGUCCCUCAGCCAGGGAAAAGAUCAGUUUGAGAGUGAUUCAUCACAACUGAGUGAAAGAUCCAUGUCAUUUCCAGCAACACAAACACCAUCAUCAUCACCUGAAAGGAAGAGUACUUAUGGUAUUCGCUUUAAGAACUUUCUUGGAGUUGAAUUUAUUGCAAGUACUCUUCAGGCAUGUAGAAUUAACAAAUGGCAUCGUCUGGAGAAUAGAGGGAUUCAGAUACAGCGCAGUACAAUCGAUUCGAUUUUAUUUCUAGCUAUGGCAGAAAGCAACCUCCCAAGAACGGGAGAAGAACUGGAGGUGAAAAAUGAGUUUCCAGCUACAGCAACAGAGGAAAGUCAAGUUACGUCAAGUGACUCUGAACUGGAUGUAUACAAUGACCCUUUAAGAGGGAUAGCGAAGCAUGUCUCGAGGAAGAUCCAGUACCAUCAACGUCAUCUAGAAAUUGCUAAAGAAGUGGGAGACAAGGCCGGAGAGGGAAGAAGUUAUGGCAAUCUCGGCAACGCUUAUCAAGGUCUAGGACAGUUCAAAACAGCCAUCCAGUACCAUCAACGUCAUCUAGAAAUUGCUAAAGAAGUGGGAGACAAGGCUGGAGAGGGAAUCAGUUAUGGCAAUCUCGGCAACGCUUAUUACAGUCUAGGACAGUUCAAAACAGCCAUCCAGUACCAUCAACGUGAUCUAGAAAUUGCUAAAGAAGUGGGAGACAAGGCCGGAGAGGGAAGAAGUUAUUGCAAUCUCGGCGUCGCUUAUCAAGGUCUAGGACAGUUCAAAACAGCCAUCCAGUACCAUCAACGUGAUCUAGAAAUUGCUAAAGAAGUGGGAAACAAGGCCAGAGAGGGAAUCAGUUAUUGCAAUCUCGGUGUCGCUUAUCGUAGUCUAGGACAGUUCAAAACAGCCAUCCAGUACCAUCAACGUCAUCUAGAAAUUGCUAAAGAAGUGGGAGACAAGGCCGGAGAGGGAAUCAGUUAUGGCAAUCUCGGCAACGCUUAUCGCAGUCUAGGACAGUUCAAAAUAGCCAUCCAGUACCAUCAACGUCAUCUAGAAAUUGCUAAAGAAGUGGGAGACAAGGCCGGAGAGGGAAGAAGUUAUGGCAAUCUCGGCAACGAUUAUCAAGGUCUAGGACAGUUCAAAACAGCCAUCCAGUACCAUCAACGUCAUCUAGAAAUUGCUAAAGAAGUGGGAGACAAGGCUGGAGAGGGAGGAAGUUAUGGCAAUCUCGGCAACGCUUAUCAAGGUCUAGGACAGUUCAAAACAGCCAUCCAGUACCAUCAACGUCAUCUAGAAAUUGCUAAAGAAAUGGGAGACAAGGCCGAAGAGGGAAGAAGUUAUGGCAAUCUCGGCAACGCUUAUCAAGGUCUAGGACAGUUCAAAACAGCCAUCCAGUACCAUCAACGUCAUCUAGAAAUUGCUAAAGAAGUGGGAGACAAGGCUGGAGAGGGAAUCAGUUAUGGCAAUCUCGGCAACGCUUAUCAAGGUCUAGGACAGUUCAAAACAGCCAUCCAGUACCAUCAACGUGAUCUAGAAAUUGCUAAAGAAGUGGGAGACAAGGCCGGAGAGGGAAGAAGUUAUUGCAAUCUCGGCGUCGCUUAUCGUAGUCUAGGACAGUUCAAAACAGCCAUCCAGUACCAUCAACGUGAUCUAGAAAUUGCUAAAGAAGUGGGAGACAAGGCCGGAGAGGGAAUCAGUUAUGGCAAUCUCGGCAACGAUUAUCACUGUCUAGGACAGUUCAAAACAGCCAUCCAGUACCAUCAACGUGAUCUAGAAAUUGCUAAAGAAGUGGGAGACAAGGCCGGAGAGGGAAUCAGUUAUGGCAAUCUCGGCAACGCUUAUCAAGGUCUAGGACAGUUCAAAACAGCCAUGCAGUACCAUCAACGUCAUCUAGAAAUUGCUAAAGAAGUGGGAAACAAGGCCAGCGAGGGAAUCAGUUAUUGCAAUCUCGGUGUCGCUUAUCGUAGUCUAGGACAGUUCAAAACAGCCAUCCAGUACCAUCAACGUCAUCUAGAAAUUGCUAAAGAAGUGGGAGACAAGGCCGGAGAGGGAAUCAGUUAUGGCAAUCUCGGCAACGCUUAUCGCAGUCUAGGACAGUUCAAAAUAGCCAUCCAGUACCAUCAACGUCAUCUAGAAAUUGCUAAAGAAGUGGGAGACAAGGCCGGAGAGGGAAGAAGCUAUGGCAAUUUCGGCAACGAUUAUCAAGGUCUAGGACAGUUCAAAACAGCCAUCCAGUACCAUCAACGUCAUCUAGAAAUUGCUAAAGAAGUGGGAGACAAGGCCGGAGAAGGAAGAAGUUAUGGCGAUCUCGGAACCGCUUAUCAAGGUCUAGGACAGUUCAAAACAGCCAUCCAGUACCAUCAACGUGAUCUAGAAAUUGCUAAAGAAGUGGGAAACAAGGCCAGAGAGGGAAUCAGUUAUGGCAAUCUCGGUGUCGCUUAUUGUAGUCUAGGACAGUUCAAAACAGCCAUCCAGUACCAUCAACGUGAUCUAGAAAUUGCUAAAGAAGUGGGAGACAAGGCCGGAGAGGGAAGAAGUUAUGGCAAUCUCGGCGACGCUUAUCAUAGUCUAGGACAGUUCAAAACAGCCAUCCAGUACCAUCAACGUCAUCUAGAAAUUGCUAAAGAAGUGGGAGACAAAGCGGGAGAGGGAGGAAGUUAUGGCAAUCUCGGCAACGCUUAUAAUGCUCUAGGACAGUACCAAACAGCAAUCGAGUACCAUCAACGUAAUCUAGAAAUUGCUAAAGAAGUGGGAGACAAGGCCAGAGAGGGAAUCAGUUAUGGCAAUCUCGGCAACGCUUAUCAAGGUCUACGACAGUUCAAAAAAGCAAUCGAUUGCCAUCAACGUCUUCUAGAAAUUGCCAAAGAAGUGGGAGACAGGGCUGGAGAAGGAAAGAGUUAUGGCAGCCUUGGCAAUGCUUAUCUUGGUCUAGGACAGUUCAAAACAGCCAUCGAGUACCAUCAACGUCAUCUAGAAAUUGCUAAAGAAGUGGGAGACAAGACUGGAGAGGCGUGCUCACUCUGUUCUCUUGGAAGCAGUUUUGAGUGCCAAGGAAAUCUUAUGAUAGCCUUUGACUGUUAUUACUCGAGUGUAGAAUUGUAUGAUGAUAUCAGGGCCAGUCUUCAACUCAACGAUCAGUGGAAGAUUUCUUAUCGUAAUGAGCACCAAAGUGCAUAUAAAGGUUUGUGGCGUAUAAAUCUCAAACACGGUCAAGUUGUAAAGGCUCUUUUUUCCGCAGAGAAAGGACGUGCUCAAGCUCUGAGAGAUCUCAUGGACACAAAAUAUCCGCCUGGAGAUUCUUUAACGCACAGCGCAUCCCGCAUUUCUCUAAGGUGGGUUCCAUUGAGCACAGUUUUCAUAGCUAUUAAUGGACCAUGCGUUUACUUCUGGGUUUGCCUCAGUGAAAAUCAUAUCCAGAUGAGAGAAGUACACGUGAACAAUUAUAAAUAUGAGAAUGAAUUGAAAUUUUUCAUCCAGCUACUGAACAAAUCUGCGCUUAAGGAGAUCGGUGCAAGAGAUACUGUUGCAAUCGAAAAUCCUCUGCUUGAUUCGCCGACAGAAGAGGAAAUGGCCAAUGGUGUGAUCCGAGUUGAUGUGAGGCACUCCCAAUCAAGUGCUUUAAAGAAGCUGCAUGAAAUCAUCGUUUCUCCUAUUGCUGACCUGAUCAAAGGCAACGACGAGAUCACAUUCGUUCCUGAGGGGCCAUUUUGCCUAGUACCUUAUGCAGCAUUGCAGGAGUCGAACUCAUCAUAUUUAAGUGAUUCUUUCAGAAUUCGUGUGCUUCCCUCUCUGACGACGUUGCAACUAAUUCGUGAUAGUCCAGCUGACUUUCACACGAAGACUGGUGCAUUGCUUGUCGGCGACCCAUGUUUCAAACAUAUCAUCUAUGAGGGAGGACUUUUAGUGCAACUUCCAGGAGCAAGGGAAGAAGUGGAGAUGAUCGGACGUGUCCUUAAUGUUUCCCCCCUGAUUGGAGAAAUGGCAACUAAACAUGAAGUGUUAAAACGAAUAUCAUCAGUGGCCUUAGUUCACAUUGCAGCACACGGUAAACUGGAAACUGGAGAAGUUAUCCUGGCACCAAACACCACAAGAGAAAACCCUCAGCCGCAAGAGAAAGACUAUCUACUGACGAUGAAAGAUGUCAUAGAAGCUGGGUUACGAGCACGUCUGGUUGUACUUAGCUGCUGUCACACUGCUCGUGGGGAAGUCAUGGCAGAGGGUGUGGUCGGCAUGGCGCGUGCACUUUUGGCUGCCGGUGCUAGAUCUGUUGUGGUAACCUUGUGGGCGAUUGGCGACGAGGGAACCCUGGAGUUCAUGACUUUCUUCUACGAUGCACUUUCCAAAGGCAAGAAGGCAAGUGAAGCUCUCAAUCACGCCAUGAAGUGUAUGAGAGAAAUUGAAAAGUUCAAGGAGGUGAUUUACUGGGCACCAUUUGUACUCAUUGGUGAUGACGUCAACCUGGAUUUCAAGGAUAUUAGUGGCCGAAACAAUUAAGGCAGUGAGCAUUGGAAUCCCAGGGUGUUUUCGGAUACCUGCAAAAGCUGAUAUUUGGACCAGAAACCAGUAAGCUACUUAUGAAAUCUUUCUCAAGAGUCUUCUUUUCAAAGCAGGAAGAACCAAAAGACGGCCAAAGUCAAGUUUAACAAGAGAACGGACUUCCUUUGAUUCAAAAGUUGACUUUUUGCUUGUCUGAACUGCUCUUAAGAGCUUGAUCUUUGAUGUUUUGCUGAAACUACUGGUUUUUUUUUCAAAUGAUGUCUUGAAAUUAUCAUGAGUAGCCGUGUAAAAAUUUAAUUUUUAAUCUAAUCUACAAGGUGGAUUUGGACGUUGCAUUGACGUCGAAGGUGAAACGUCUUGAAAACGUUUUCCAGAGAUUUUUUUAGACUUUUUCUCAAUCGGUUUUUUUCUCAUAAGUAAUAUAAAGCUGUUAUAGCCAUAUGCAUGUGUGGAGAAUUUCCAUGGAAAUUGGAGAAUAAUCAAUUGUCCGAUUGCUCGAUUAUCUUAGUUUACGUCAGAUGGAAAUUGUGAUUAACUUUUCGAGGAUUUGUACCCAGUCACUGAUACUUAAAGUUAGUUUCUGCCGAACAGAAUUUGGUUUAUCUGGACUUAAAAUGACAGAUUUUGGUCGUAAUGGCCAGGAUUUAGUCUUGGUAUUAGUUAAUUUUCGGAGAUUUCUCCUUUAAUUUUGAAUGCGAUAAAUAGUGUUCUUUUUUACAAGAAGAAUGAUGCAUUUAAGUAUAUUGUUUAAUCUAAUCGCCCAAAGGCAAAACGAGAAGUUUUAUUUUAUAAUUUUAGUUACUGGCCUACAAAGCAUUGAAGGAAGCUCAGAACGAGCUGGAAAGUUGGAGGCAAACGAUUUUAUUUAGUUUCUCCGAUUAGAUUGUGAACUUAUUAUCUAAGUAUAAUAAACUAACAUUUGAAUGUCAAACAAUGAAACAAGUCGCUUGGUAUUUUGUUAGAAUG